AUGCCUGCUCGCCUGUCAAUCGUCGAUCUGUCGGAUAUCGAAGCACGCAAGCAAGACAUCAGCAGGCAACUCCUAGAGGCAGCUACUGGCUCUGGAUUCUUCUAUGUCACUGGGCAUGGAAUCUCAAAGGAGGAAGUGGAAGAGCAAUUUGCAAAUGGGCGGCGCUUCAUAGAUUUGCAUGAGGCCACCAAGGCGCCCACGAAGUUUGUGCCAGACCUGUUCAUGGGCUGGCGCGGCCGGCAAGACACCAAUGCUGCUGUGGGUAAUGAUUCAUGGGAGCAGUAUCUGGUUGGAGUAAAUGAUCAUUACAUGGACGCACACAACCUGUGGCAGCCGGAACGGAUAUUGCCAGGCUUCAGGACAAGCGCGCUGGCAUUUGCUGCUAAAGCAAACGCAGUGGCUGCAAGCAUACUUUCUUGCUUUGAGGAGGCCUUGAAACUGCCAGCCGGGUUCUUUCAAGAGCAUCUGGACCUGCAGGCGUCAGAUGCGCGCACGCUCUUCGGAUGGAAUUACUACCCAGCGCCUAAGCCCGGCAGCGGCCAGGCGCGCCAGCUGCGGCUGCUGCCGCACGCCGACACCGAUGUCAUCACCCUGCUUUUCCAACGCCCUGGCGAGCCAGGGUUGGAGAUCCUGCCGGGGAAGGACGCCGAUGCGCACGCAGCCGACGACCCCUCAGGAAAGGACGCCACCCGAUUGAACGGUGCUUGGACGGGGGGACUGCCACGGGGGAUCUGGACUCGCAUGGACCCCCUGGAAGGAGCUAUAACGGUGAACAUUGGAAACAUGCUGAUGCGACUCAGCGAUGGUCUGCUGCUCAGCACCUACCACCGCGUCAGGGCACCCCUGCCUGAAGAACAGCCGGCGGAUAGGAAUACGAUGGUGCUGUUUGUGCAUGGCAGAGGGCACGCCGUUAUGCAGGGGCCCAGGAAGGUGUACCCGGCGCAGACGGUGGCAGAGAUGAUUGCGGCGAACGGGAAUGGAUAUGAGAAGGUGAAGCAAGACAAGGAAUGGCAGCAGCAGGCAAUGACUUUUUUACCGCACACCUCAAGCCGGCCCGCUGCUAUUGAGGCUGUAUGA
Messenger RNA from Coccomyxa subellipsoidea C-169, 1077 nucleotides. Its product is annotated as Clavaminate synthase-like protein. Bases 1 to 1077 code for a protein of 358 amino acids. The transcript has 8 exons. NCBI's taxonomy places the organism in Eukaryota, Viridiplantae, Chlorophyta, Trebouxiophyceae, Coccomyxaceae. The record is from RefSeq and is a predicted model, not a curated record.